AUGGCUGUUUUAUUCCCUAAGAAGGUUCCAGCUUUUUCUCGAGCUUUAGGAGAAAGAGAUGAUGGUUUUGACUUCGAUAGUGACUAUUUAGUUCCUACAGAGGUUUCUACUUUGCAAUCUUUUAAGGUGGAUGAAAUUAUCAGAACACUCAUAAUUGGUGUCGGUUCCGCACAAUGCAAUGCGCUUAAGGAAACUGUUGAUUUUUCUAAAGCUCAAAUUAUUUCCGAAGUAAGUCUUCUUCUCUCCAACCAUAUUAUUAUGACUUGUUUUGCCUAUAAAUUUGAUGGAGCUGUCCUUAUCUGGUUAUGCGAUACUCAACAAAGUGAAUCUUGUUAUGGUUUCGGUAAAUGGAUUGAAGCUCUUCUCUCACCUUUCGAGCUCGAGAAGAAUGCCUGUAUUUAUAUACUUUCUGAUGCACCUACCUCCGAAUUCCAGAGUGAUUUGAAACCGGCUGCGCCCUUUGUUCGCGUUCUAAGAUCACCGAAGGCUGCCUCAGAGUAUUUAGAUAUUAAGGUUCUUGAACCCCCCAAUAUUAUUUCCGGUUUCGCAGCCGCUUUAAUGUCUCACUGUAUCUACGAGUCACUCCCAGCCUGCGUCCUAAUUACCUACUAUGACAACAUUCGCGCGUCCUCUACAGACCAGGACAUCGCAACUGUGAUCUCCCCUAUUCUCAGAUCGACCAAUCAACUGCAGCCCUACAUCCUUCCCCACCACAAACCUCCCAAACUAUCUGCUCAAAACUUUGAUCAGAUGUAUAUCUGA
Molecule: messenger RNA, 762 nt
Organism: Rodentolepis nana
Lineage: Eukaryota; Metazoa; Platyhelminthes; Cestoda; Cyclophyllidea; Hymenolepididae
Source: the annotation of a GenBank genome assembly